CCACACAGCGGGGUGAGUCGGGGUGGACGUUGUUGGUCAGUCUGCUGUACUCGCCGUCAAACUAUAGAAACGGCUACCGUAGACCUCGGACUGCAACGAGCCGAGAGACCAGUGUACAACUAUACGCACGAUGGUCGGGCUCUCUGCGAAGGUGUUGCCCCUGCUAGUGGUCGUUGCGGCAGCCAUGGCCAGCACCGGGUCCGCGGCGGAUUCGGUGGCCUUCAAGGAUUGCGGACACGGAAAUGUGAGGAGAGUGAAGAUACUAGGCUGCAAGAAACAACCCUGCCACGUCAAGAUUGGCUCCAGAGUGACGUUCGAGGCUUCGUUCAUCGCACCGUUCACGACCUCUUCGGCGGUCAACGACAUCGGCGCGUACAUCGAGCGGCACAGAUUUCAGCUCCCAGAGCCGCACGUCGACGCCUGCGCCAGCGGCCACAUCAGCCCUUCGUGUCCCAUGCGUAAGGGCCAAGUGUACUCCUACCGCUACACGUUGCCUGUCCGGGAGAUAUAUCCUGCGACGCCGGCAACUAUUGAGUACAAGCUGGUCACCCAAGAAGGUAAAGUUAUAGGGUGCAGCCAAGUUCCAGUCGUGAUCUUCAGAUGAUUUGGAGCGGUCUCGUCAACUCAUCAGCACAGUCAAGAUUACGUAAUUAUUGUAGUCUUGGGUUGAAUAAAUCUCGAGUUUACGCCCGAGAA
Dermacentor andersoni is the source of this 696-nucleotide messenger RNA. Its product is annotated as NPC intracellular cholesterol transporter 2-like. The record is from RefSeq and is a predicted model, not a curated record. NCBI's taxonomy places the organism in Eukaryota, Metazoa, Arthropoda, Arachnida, Ixodida, Ixodidae. Gene Ontology annotation, biological process: sterol transport. Gene Ontology annotation, molecular function: sterol binding.